CACAACCGCAAUGACCGACCUCGUCACGACCGCCUCCGUGGGCAUCGCGCUGGCUGCGCUCGCGAUCGCGUACCUCUACCACCGGUACGGCCGCAACGAGCCCUUCGUGCCGGGUCUUGCCUUCCCGCACGAGCUCCACGCGCCGUUCAUUGGUGUUGCCAAGCACAUGGGCAAGCUCGAGGCGAGUGCCCGCGUCUUCGUCGACGCAGCCGACGCCAAUGGCAUGGUCUCGUUCAAGCUCAUGAGCAUGCACGUGAUCGCGGUCACCAAGGCCGAGCACGUCCGCGCCGUCGUGUGCUCGUCCAGCUACCGCAAGCCCAUGCCGCUCAUCCAAAAGCACAUUCGCGAGCUCCUCGGGUACAACUCGUUGCCAGUGCUCAUGCACGACGAGUGGAAAGUACAUCGGCGCGUCUUUGCGAGGGCGUUCCACUGGGAAUACCUCGCCGCGAUGGUUCCGGCCAUGGCUACGGUCGCGGCCGAGGCUGCGAGCGUACUAUUGGCCGCGUCCACCACGGACGUCUACCGCGUGCUACAGCUCUCGGCGCUCGACACGAUCGCGCUCACCGGCUUCGGCUUCAACGUCCACGCGCUCCGCGACAGCUCGCACCCGAUCGCCGAGGCGUUCGAGUUUCUGCUCAGUGAGACAACGCGGCGUUGCUUUGAGGCGCCGCUGCGGCCGACGAGUUACUUUUACUCGAUUCCGACGCCCGCGAAUCUCCGAUACCGCCGCGAAGUCGGCGUUGUCCGCGCCAAGCUCGGUGACAUCAUCGCAGCGCGCCUGGCCUCGCCAACCAAAGGUCACCCCGACUUGCUCCAGGCGCUAUUGGACGCCGCGGCUGCUGAGGACGACCCCAUGUCCCCGGACGCACUCGCCGACAAUGUGCUUGCCUUCUUCUUUGGCGGCUACGACACGACGAGCACCGGCAUGGCGUACACGCUGUACCUGCUGGCGACGCACCCGGAGGUCCAAGCCAAAGCGGUCGCCGAGAUCGAUACCGUGGUCGGCAUGUCGGGCGCCAUCACGUACGAAGUGUUGCAGUUGCUGCCGUAUCUGAAUGCGGUGCUGACCGAGUCGCUGCGGCUCUUCCCGCCAACGCCAGUCACGAGCCGCCACCUCGAGACCGACCUUGUUCUGAGCGGGUACACCAUACCGGCGGGCACCAUGGCGUACCUUCCGAUCUGGUACAUCAACCGCUCGACGCUCAACUGGGGCAACGACGCGCUCGACUUCAAGCCCGAGCGACACCUCACCGACCACAUGGAGGGCGACGUGGGCGCGAAAGACCGAGCAUACCGGUUCAUGAGCUUCUCGGGCGGUCCGCGCAACUGCGUCGGCAUGCGCUUUGCCGUCCUCGAAGCCACUUGCAUGCUCAUCGCUGUCCUUCAGACCUGCGUGCUCGCCCGUGCGGAAGGCUCCCCGCCGCUGCAACCCAAGGCGCGUGGGAUCGUGCAAAAGCCCGAGCUUGGCGUCUGGCUGCAGCUGUCGCCUCGCUUGCGCCCGCCGCCCGCAUAGCCAUGCUUACCAGAGCCAUCGCAAUUAACUCUAGUUGUACAAGUACCUUUUGUAUAUUCGCUGAAA
Molecule: messenger RNA, 1579 nt
Organism: Saprolegnia diclina VS20
Lineage: Eukaryota; Oomycota; Saprolegniomycetes; Saprolegniales; Saprolegniaceae
Exons: 1
Coding region: 11-1513 (500 amino acids)
Molecular function (GO): monooxygenase activity; heme binding; iron ion binding
Source: RefSeq, a predicted model, not a curated record